Molecule: messenger RNA, 1362 nt
Organism: Nematolebias whitei (Rio pearlfish)
Lineage: Eukaryota; Metazoa; Chordata; Actinopteri; Cyprinodontiformes; Rivulidae
Product: nitric oxide synthase interacting protein
Biological process (GO): protein ubiquitination
Cellular component (GO): nucleus
Molecular function (GO): ubiquitin protein ligase activity
Source: RefSeq, a predicted model, not a curated record
CAUAAGAAGAAGAAGAAGAAGAAGCUUCUGACAUCCAGCCUGUAGGUGGUGGUGCACAUCAAGCUGACAGCCGGGACCGCAGCCACAGAAGAAGAAGAAAGCGCUCGUGCAGAAACCAGAGAAGAAGAGCGUGUUUACGUCUCGACGCCAAACAUUCAGUAUUUUAUUUAGCAACGUGGAACGAGUCGGGAUCAGCUCAUUCUUUGGUUGUUUCUUGUUUUUUAAGGAAACGUCCGAAUACAGUUGAGGUCGACACGUUUCUUUUUCCUGAUAGCGGUAGCGGCUAACAUUAGCAUACUGAAGCGUAAAGGAGUUAAAGCAUAAAACAGCAGGACUUUCUUUCACUUCCCGGUUAAGGAAAUAAGAUAUUUAAGAAGAUGACUCGUCAUGGGAAAAACUGUACUGCCGGAGCUGUUUACACCUACCAUGAGAAAAAGAAAGACACAGCGGCGUCCGGUUAUGGCACCCAGAGCGUUCGUCUGGGCAAAGACGCCAUAAAAGACUUUGACUGUUGCUCCCUGUCCCUGCAGCCCUGCCAGGAUCCUGUGGUGACCCCAGAUGGAUAUUUGUAUGAAAAGCAGGCCAUCCUUGAAUAUAUUCUUCACCAGAAGAGAGAAAUAGCUAAAAAGAUGAAGGCUUAUGAGACACAGAAAAAAGCUCUAAAAAACAAUAAUCAGCUGGAGUCCAAAUCUGAGGAACGACAGAAGGCAGAGAGGUUUAAAACCAGUGAGAACAACAUUGUGUCUAAACCCAUCAACCCCUUUGCAUCAGGGCAGAACAAAGACAACGAGGUGGGCGGGUCGCAGAACAGCUCUGGUGAGUCCUCCACAGCUGCUGCAGCUACCAGCUCCAGCCAGAGUCUGCCCAGUUUCUGGGUCCCGUCUCUGACACCUGAAGCCAAGCCCACACUUCUGAAGAAACCAGAGCGGUAUGUGUGUGCAGUGACCAGGGACGCUUUAGGCAACAGUGUUCCCAGUGCGGUCCUGAAGCCUUCGGGGGCUGUGGUGACUCAGGAAUGUGUGGAGAAGUUGAUCAAGAAGGAUAUGGUGGAUCCUGUGACUGAAGACAAAUUGAGGGACGGAGACAUUAUCCCCCUGCAGAGGGGUGGAACUGGGUUUUCAGCGUCGGGAGUUGAGCUUCGAGCCAGAGAGUCCCGUCCAGUGAUGCAGGCGUGAGACAUUCUGCGAUGUCAACAUGUCCAAAGUGGUUCAGAUCAAAUUAUCAGUUUGAUCACGUUUUUGUAGCUUUGUCUUCAGAAGUCUUCUGAUUGGACGAUGUGUCUUCUGUCCAUCAUAGUUUACCUGUUAAAAGGAAAAUUCUUCUUCAAGAAACUGUAUCACUUUACAAAUAAACUCUGUUUAC